Spizellomyces punctatus DAOM BR117 is the source of this 1017-nucleotide messenger RNA. Its product is annotated as thioredoxin-disulfide reductase. Gene Ontology annotation, biological process: removal of superoxide radicals. Lineage: Eukaryota; Fungi; Chytridiomycota; Chytridiomycetes; Spizellomycetales; Spizellomycetaceae. Gene Ontology annotation, cellular component: cytoplasm. The record is from RefSeq and is a predicted model, not a curated record. Gene Ontology annotation, molecular function: thioredoxin-disulfide reductase (NADPH) activity. The transcript is spliced from 3 exons. The coding region runs from base 1 to 1017 and encodes 338 amino acids.
AUGGCACCCAUCAACGGAACUCCACAAACGCACUACAAGGUCGUCAUUAUCGGGUCUGGCCCUGCAGGACACACUGCUGCCAUUUACUUGGCACGCGCCAAUCUCGAGCCAGUCAUGUUUGAAGGCUUUUUGGCCGCGGGUGUUGCUGCAGGUGGUCAACUUACCACCACGACAGAAAUUGAAAACUUUCCUGGCUUUCCAGCUGGUUUAUCUGGCCCUGAGCUCAUGGACGCUAUGAGGAAGCAGUCAGAAAAGUUUGGUACCAAGAUUUUCACAGAAACUAUAUCCAAGGUUGAUUUCUCCGCGCGGCCAUUCAAAUUGUGGAGAGAAGGCAGUGAUACCGAGGAAAAGGAUGCCAUUCUCGCUGACUCAGUGGUUAUUGCGACGGGUGCAACAGCCAAGAGAUUGCACAUUGCCGGAGAAGAUGUCUUUUGGCAAGCCGGGAUCUCAGCUUGCGCUGUCUGCGAUGGAGCUGUCCCAAUUUUCCGUAACAAGCCUCUUGUUGUUGUUGGUGGAGGCGACUCUGCAUCAGAGGAAGCCACUUUCUUGACAAAAUACGCAUCAAAAGUUUACGUCCUUGUUCGUCGUGACAAGCUGCGUGCCUCAAAGGUGAUGGCUGAUCGUUUGUUGGCCCACCCCAAGGUUGAGGUCCUCUGGAACAAGAUCCCCAUCGAAGCCAAGGGCGACCGCCUGUUGAAACAACUCGUCAUUGAGGACACCCAGACAAAGGAACAAACGACACUGGAUGUCAAUGGUCUGUUCUAUGCCAUUGGUCACACCCCCAACACUGCCAUUUUCAAAGGACAGCUUGAAUUGGAUGAUGUGGGUUACAUCAAGGUCCGCCCCAACCAAGGUGUGCCAUCGACAUAUACGAACAUUGAGGGUGUCUUUGCUGCGGGUGAUGUGCAGGAUAAGACCUACCGUCAAGCUAUCACUGCUGCUGGCUCUGGAUGUAUGGCCGCUUUGGAUUGUGAGAGGUGGCUUGAGGCCCAACACUUUGCCGAGCAACAGCAGUAG